Molecule: messenger RNA, 1413 nt
Organism: Carlito syrichta (Philippine tarsier)
Lineage: Eukaryota; Metazoa; Chordata; Mammalia; Primates; Tarsiidae
Gene: DAPP1
Product: dual adaptor of phosphotyrosine and 3-phosphoinositides 1
Exons: 9
Coding region: 31-873 (280 amino acids)
Source: RefSeq, a predicted model, not a curated record
UCUUUCUCUCUGCCUCUGUGAAGGGUGCGAAUGGGCAGAGCAGAACUUCUAGAAGAGAAGAUGAGCUCCCGGGAUCCCUCCGAUCUGUGGAGCAGAUCUGAUGGAGAAGCCGAGCUGCUCCAGGACUUGGGGUGGUAUCAUGGCAACCUUACGCGCCAUGCAGCUGAGGCUCUUCUCCUCUCCAAUGGAUGUGACGGUAGCUAUCUCCUGAGGGACAGCAAUGAGACGGCCGGGCUGUACUCUCUCUCUGUGAGAGCCAAAGACUCUGUCAAACACUUUCAUGUUGAAUACACUGGAUAUUCAUUUAAAUUUGGCUUUAAUGAAUUCUCAUCAUUGAAGGAUUUUGUCAAACAUUUUGCAAAUCAGCCUUUGAUUGGAAGUGAGACAGGUACUCUGAUGGUUCUAAAGCAUCCCUACCCAAGAAAAGUGGAAGAACCUUCCAUUUAUGAGUCUGUCCGGGUUCACACAGCAAUGCAGACAGGAAGAACAGAAAAUGACCUUGUGCCCACCGCGCCUUCUCUGGGCACCAAGGAAGGUUACCUCACCAAGCAAGGAGGCCUGGUCAAGACCUGGAAAACAAGAUGGUUCACUUUGCACAGGAAUGAACUGAAAUACUUCAAAGACCAGAUGUCACCAGAACCGAUUCGGAUCCUAGACCUAACAGAAUGUUCAGCUGUACAAUUUGAUUAUUCACAGGAAAGGGUAAACUGUUUUUGCUUAGUAUUUCCAUUCAGGACAUUUUAUCUCUGUGCAAAGACAGGAGUAGAAGCUGAUGAGUGGAUCAAGAUAUUACGCUGGAAAUUGUCACAAAUAAGAAAACAUCUCGACAAAGGGGAAGGCACAGUCCGAUCUCGGUCGUUCAUCUUUAAAUAGAUUUUUCUUGCCAAGGAAUGUUCUGGUCCCAGAGCAAGGUGGAGUGCUCCCCGAUGCUGUGAUCCACAACAGGCUUUAGGUGAAAACUGACUAAGGACUUUUUUCUAAAAACAAACCAGGAGCAGACUCCGAUUGGGACUAAUAUACCACGUUUACUGACUCACAGACUUCUCUUCCAAGAUGUUGAGAACACUUGCUACUCUCAUCUCCUUGAGGAUACUGAAACAAUCUUUCCAACAGAAUCUGAUUAAACCACCACUCCCAGGCCUGCUCACUCUUAGAACACACAACGAAAGAUAAUGUUUUUGUUUUCACUCUUUGUGGUACCCAAGCUUGUUGACAUUAGUUGCCAGGAGUCCCCACUCUGAGUCAUGGUCAGUCCAUCUGACAUUCAGGUUGAGCUAUUAACCAGGCAGGAAACAGUCAUGUACCUGGAGGCUUAGACCACCACAUCUUCAGAAAUUAUAUGGAGAGAACAGACAUCAAAUAUUUUCAGGGGAGAGAUCAUUUUUUACUUUUUUCCUCUCCUUUACACAAAAA